Coffea eugenioides is the source of this 2268-nucleotide messenger RNA. Its product is annotated as pentatricopeptide repeat-containing protein At1g71420. The record is from RefSeq and is a predicted model, not a curated record. Gene Ontology annotation, molecular function: protein binding; RNA binding; zinc ion binding. Lineage: Eukaryota; Viridiplantae; Streptophyta; Magnoliopsida; Gentianales; Rubiaceae. The transcript has a single exon. Gene Ontology annotation, biological process: RNA modification. The coding region runs from base 1 to 2268 and encodes 755 amino acids.
AUGUUUUUAAGAAUUCGCUAUUCCUUCAGUCAAUGGCUGAAACCAUUGCACAGUUGCUCAUAUGGCACCUUUCUAAGAACCUUAACCACAACUAACUCUCCCGCCACCCCAACAUUUGACGCCAAAUUUGAAAAUGUUAGCCAACUGGAAAAGGCAAUUUCUCUCUUUUACGAUCUCAGCUUCCCACCUAAUUUCUCACUGCCAUAUGCUAGGCUUUUCCAAGCAUGCGCUCGCCACAAUAGACUCGACUUAGGCCAAGAUCUCCACCACCAUUUGCUCACCCAUGAAACCACCGAGGAUAUUGACUUGUACACUACCAACCACCUGAUUAAUAUGUAUGCCAAGUGUGGUGAUUUGUGUACUGCCUACCAGAUGUUCGAAAAAAUGCCUCACAAGAAUAUUUUCUCUUGGACUUCUUUAAUUUCUGGUUAUUCUCAACAUGGAAAAGUUGAUGAAUGUUUUAGUAUGUUUACCGAUAUGUUAGCUCACUGUAGGCCCAAUGAUUUUGCUUACACCAGCGUACUGUCGAUAUGUGAUGGUUUUAAGGGUAGGCAAGUGCAUGGAGUUGUUGUAAAAACAGGAUUUGGUGCAUAUGUCUAUGCAGCGAAUGCUUUGAUUACCAUGUACUGGAAGAGCAGAGAGACGGGAUUUUGCAGAAUUUACAGCAAUAGUGAGGAGGCUUGGAGGGUAUUUGACGGGAUGGAGUUCCGCAAUCUUGUAACUUGGAACUCAAUGAUUGCUGGAUUCCAAAUGCUGGGACAGUGUUCAAAUGCUGUUAAUUUUUUCAUCACAAUGUGUAGAGACGGUGUUGGGUUUGAUCGUGCUACGCUUGUAAGUGUCCUUUCUGCAUUUUCUGAAAAUAGUGAAUACGAAUAUGUUUCAAGCCUCAAGUCUUGUUUUCAAAUACAUGGUAUUGUUAUAAAGGCCGGGUUUAAGUUGGAUGUUGCAGUGGUGACUGUACUACUGAGUGCUUAUUCGAUUCUUGGAGGAGAGGUUGCUGAUUGUCAUAAGUUGUUUAUAGAGACUAAUGGGUGCCGAGAUGUUGUCUUAUGGACUGGUAUUAUCACUGCUUUUGCUGAUAGAAAACCUGGGGAAGCCCUUUUACUUUUUAAUUUGUUGCGCACAGAGGGGUUGAAUCCUGAUUGUUAUGCCUUUUCGAUUGUAUUAAAGGCUUGUGGAGGAUUUUCUAAUGACAAGCAUGCCCUGGCCGUGUACUGUUUAAUAACUAAAGUUGGUUUCACAAAUAACGUAGUUCUUCAGAAUGCUUCAAUUCAUGCAUUUGCAAGGUGUGGCUCACUUAGCCAAGCUGCGGUCAUCUUUGAUGAAAUGAGAAUAAGGGAUGUAGUUUCUUGGAACUCAAUAAUAAAAGCUUUUGCUUUACAUGGGCAAGGGAAGCAGGCAUUGGACUUGUUCAAACAAAUGGAUGUUGAACCUGAUGCAACCACCUUUGUUGCUCUUCUCUCCGCUUGUAGUCAUUCGGGAAUGGUGCAUGAAGGGGUUGAAAUAUUUGAUACCAUGUCCAACAGCUAUGGGGUUGUUCCCCAACUUGAUCACUAUGCCUGCAUGGUUGACAUUCUUGGGCGAGCUGGGCAUCUCGUUCAGGCUGUGAAGCUCAUAAGGGAAAUGCCCAUGCAACCGGAUUAUGUUGUCUGGAGUGCUUUGGUAGGAGCCUGCCGGAAACACGGUGAAACACAGUUAGCCAACUUUGCUGUAUCAAAACUAAGGGAGUUGGAUCCAGAAAAUUCUCUAGGAUAUGUAGUAAUGUCAAACAUACACUGUUCCACUGGUAGUUUUGAUGUAGCUAGUCUAAUAAGGAAGCGAAUGAAAGCACUUGGGGUACAGAAGGAGCCUGGCUUGAGCUGGACUGAUAUUGGUAAUCAAGUUCAUGAAUUUGUUUCAGGGGGUGGAGCACACCCACAAAGAGAGACAAUCCGCACUAAUACGAAAGAACUAGUUGGAAAAUUGAAGACACUUGGCUAUGUUCCUCAAACUAGUUUGGCCUUGCACGAUAUUGAAGAAGAGCACAAAGAGGAAGAAUUAUACUACCACAGUGAGAAGUUGGCUCUGGUGUUUACUUUGAUGAGCACUUCUGAUUUGAAUUGCAAGUUGGAUGCUGUUAGGAUCAUGAAGAAUAUUCGUAUUUGUCCAGACUGUCAUAAUUUUAUGAAAUUAGCAUCACAAUUAAUUCAAAGGGAGAUUGUUGUGAGAGAUUCAAACCGUUUCCACAAUUUUAUGAAGGGGUUUUGCUCUUGUAAUGAUUACUGGUAA